CUAUGUCUGGCCCCGGCUGAUAAAUUGAAACGGCCAGCGCAAUGUAGCGCAGAGAGGCAGAUUUCCCUUUUUUUUUUGCGACCUCAGUGCAAACGUCCAAUGUUUGUUCAUCCUUUCCGACAAAAUCUACUUCACCCAUCUAUCCACCAAUCAUCAAUCAUCAUUCCCAUGGUAAUCUCCGCGGGCCUCAUCGGAAUUGCAGGAUGCGAGCAAGGAUGGAUGCUCCUCUCCCCCCGAUUCUCGUCUCAUCUCUCCCUCUCCGUGACUCUUGUCUUUACGUCUCGUCUCCACCAAUAUAAUAAGCUGAUUUCACCGUUGCCUCUACCGUCCCAUAAAGGCAGCACUCCCCCAAGGGAUUGAUCUCUCAACUCAAUCUUUUGCCUUUUUUCUUAAAAUAAUAAUGAUAAUAAUUUGUCGCUGGUCUCUCCAUCCUGAGGGAGCCUAGCCCCCACCCCACACCCACACGCUCAUUUCCAAUCAAAAGCAGCCGCUCCUUCCUCCCACGCUCCGCCUUUUUCGCCCUUUAUCGUCAUUAUCACUGCAAGACAAACACAAGCCAAGACCAAAACCAACAAACAGUGAUCGGCUUUUUGGGAGUGAUACGCAGAGGACCGGACAAGGGGAAAAAAGGAAUUGGAGGGUUGCGUUGCGGGCAGAUUCUUGAAUCUCGAAUGGCCAAACAGGGAAUGGAGCCGGUGGUUCUCGAUGGGAUAAUACAGAGGCUGUUGGAUCACAGGAACAACAGGGCUUGCAAGCAGGUGCAGCUCAUGGAGGCGGAGAUCCGGGAGCUUUGUGCCGCUGCCCGUGAAGUCUUCCUCCAGCAACCCGCCCUGCUCGAGCUCGAAGCUCCCAUCAAGAUCUGCGGUGACAUUCACGGGCAGUAUUCCGAUCUUCUGAGACUUUUCGAGUACGGGGGAUUCCCUCCUCAGUCCAACUAUUUAUUCCUUGGUGAUUAUGUGGACCGUGGCAAGCAAAGUUUGGAAACAAUAUGCCUCCUCCUCGCCUACAAGAUCAAAUACCCUGAGAAUUUCUUCCUUUUAAGAGGAAAUCAUGAAUGUGCUUCUGUUAAUAGGAUAUAUGGAUUUUACGAUGAAUGCAAGCGCCGGUUUAAUGUGAGGCUGUGGAAGACAUUUACUGAUUGCUUUAACUGUCUCCCAGUGGCUGCUCUUAUUGACGACAAGAUUCUCUGCAUGCAUGGUGGUUUAUCACCCGAUCUGACUGAUCUGGACCAAAUUAGGAAUUUGCCUCGCCCAACUGAUAUACCUGAUUCAGGUCUGCUCUGUGACUUGCUUUGGUCGGAUCCUGGUAAAGAUGCCCAGGGUUGGGGGAUUAACGACCGAGGAGUCUCAUUCACCUUCGGCCCAGAUAAGGUAUCCGAGUUCCUGACAGAGCAUGAUAUAGACCUUGUUUGCCGUGCUCAUCAGGUCGUGGAAGAUGGGUACGAAUUCUUUGCAGAAAGACAGGUGGUCACGAUUUUCUCUGCCCCAAACUACUGUGGUGAAUUCGAUAACUCUGGUGCAAUGAUGAGUGUUGAUGAAAGCUUGAUGUGCUCCUUUCAAAUCCUGAAACCAGCUGAUAGGAAGGCCAGAUUCAGCUGAACAAGUUUAUGACCCUCGACCUCGAUAGCUAUUAGAAUUUUCUCAUGAUUCUCUGCCCUUCAGCAGCAAUAAACGAAGGGGAGCAAGACUGUGAUUUCGUACAAGGUUCUACUGAUAUGGGGAAAAUUGCAAAUAGAGUUUCCAGGUUGGUUUAGCUCCGGUGUCCAUGCUAGUAUAAUUGCUGUAAAUGAUGGUUGCGGACACCAGUGGAAUGACUUUCAUUUUUUUUUUUUUUUAAAUUUUCCUGGGAUCUAUUUAGAUCCAGUUUCUCUAUCUACUUAUGCUCGAGUGGUUGCUCCCGCAUUUUCUUCAUCCUAA
Molecule: messenger RNA, 1916 nt
Organism: Punica granatum (pomegranate)
Lineage: Eukaryota; Viridiplantae; Streptophyta; Magnoliopsida; Myrtales; Lythraceae
Source: RefSeq, a predicted model, not a curated record